Messenger RNA from Hippopotamus amphibius kiboko, 2319 nucleotides. RefSeq names its product matrix metallopeptidase 9 (gene MMP9). Gene Ontology annotation, cellular component: extracellular matrix. The record is from RefSeq and is a predicted model, not a curated record. NCBI's taxonomy places the organism in Eukaryota, Metazoa, Chordata, Mammalia, Artiodactyla, Hippopotamidae. Gene Ontology annotation, biological process: extracellular matrix organization; collagen catabolic process; proteolysis. The transcript has 13 exons. Gene Ontology annotation, molecular function: zinc ion binding; metalloendopeptidase activity. The coding region runs from base 8 to 2125 and encodes 705 amino acids.
CCUCACCAUGAGCCCCUGGCAGCCCUUGGUCCUGGCACUCCUGAUGCUGGGCUGCUGCUCUGCUGCCCCCAGACCACGCCAGCCCAUCUUUGUGGUCUUCCCGGGAGAACUACAAAGCAAUCUCACAGACAAGCAGCUGGCAGAGGAAUAUCUGUUCCGCUACGGGUACACUCAUGCGGCAGAGAUGAGCGACGAUGAUCAGUCCCUGCGUCGGGCUCUGCAGCGUCUCCAGCGGCGUUUGGCCCUGCCGGAGACUGGCGAGCUGGACAGCACCACCCUGACUGCCAUACGUGCCCCGCGUUGCGGCGUCCCAGACGUGGGCAGAUUCCAGACCUUUGAGGGCGACCUCAAGUGGCACCAUCGCGACAUCACCUACUGGAUCCAAAACUACUCGGAAGACUUGCCGCGCGAGGUGAUCGACGACGCCUUUGCCCGCGCUUUCGAGCUUUGGAGCGCUGUGACGCCGCUCACCUUCACUCGCGUGUACGGCCCAGAGGCCGACAUCGUCAUCCGGUUUGGUGUUAGGGAGCACGGAGAUGGGUAUCCUUUCGAUGGAAAGGACGGGCUCCUGGCACACGCCUUUCCUCCUGGUCCAGGCAUUCAGGGAGACGCCCACUUCGACGAUGAUGAGUUGUGGUCUCUGGGCAAAGGCGCUGUGGUUCCAACCUACUUCGGAAACUCAAAGGGCGCCGCCUGUCACUUCCCCUUCACUUUCGAGGGCCGCUCCUACUCCAGCUGCACCACGGACGGCCGCUCCGACAACAUACCCUGGUGCAGCACCACGGCCGACUAUGAUACCGACCGCCAGUUCGGCUUCUGCCCCAGCGAGAGACUCUACACCCAGGACGGCAAUGGGGACGGCAAGCCCUGCGUGUUUCCGUUCACCUUCGAGGGCCGCUCCUACUCCGCCUGUACCUCCGACGGUCGCUCCGACGGCUACCGCUGGUGCGCCACCACCGCCAAUUACGACCAGGACAAGCUCUUUGGCUUCUGCCCGACCCGAGCUGACGCGACGGUGACCGGCGGCAACUCGGAGGGGGAGCUGUGCGUCUUCCCCUUUGUCUUCCUGGGCAAGAAGUACUCAGCCUGCACCAGAGAGGGCCGCAGUGAUGGGCGCCUCUGGUGCGCCACCACCUCCAACUUCGACAGAGACAAGAAAUGGGGCCUCUGCCCGGAUCAAGGAUACAGCCUGUUCCUUGUGGCCGCGCACGAGUUUGGCCACGCGCUGGGCUUAGAUCACACGUCCGUGCCAGAGGCGCUCAUGUACCCCAUGUACAGCUUCACUGAAGAUAACCCCCUGCAUAAGGACGAUGUGCAGGGCAUCCAGCAUCUGUAUGGUGCUCGCCCUGAACCUGAACCAAGGCCUCCAACCACCACCACAGCUGAACCCCAGCCCACCGCUCCCACCACGGUCUGCGUCACGGGGCCUCCCACUGAGCGCCCCACUGCUGGCCCCACAGGCCCCCCUUCAGCGGGCCCCACGGGUCCUCCCACUGCUGGCCCUUCUGAGAACCCCACACUGACCCUGAAUCCCGCAGAGGACGUCUGCAACGUGGACAUCUUCGACGCCAUCGCGGAGAUCGGGAAUCGCCUGCAUGUCUUCAAAGAUGGGAAGUACUGGCGACUCUCCGAGGGCGGGGGACAGCGGGUGCAGGGUCCCUUCCUUAUCAAGAACGCGUGGCCUGCGCUGCCCCGCAAGCUGGACUCCGCCUUUGAGGAGCCGCUCAGCAAGAAGAUUUUCUUCUUCUCUGGGCGCCAAGUGUGGGUGUACACAGGCGCGUCGGUGCUAGGCCCGAGGCGUCUGGACAAGUUGGGCCUGGGCCCGCAUGUGGCCCAAGUCACCGGGGCCCUCCCGCGCGCGGGGGGUAUGGUGCUGCUGUUCAGCAGGCAGACCUUCUGGAGGUUCGACGUGAAGACACAGCGGGUGGAUCCCCGGAGCGCCACCCCAGUGGACCAGAUGUUCCCCGGGGUGCCCUUGAACACGCAUGACAUCUUUCAGUACCAAGAGAAAGCUUACUUCUGCCAGGAUCGCUUCUACUGGCGCGUGAGUUCCGAGGAUGAGGUGAAUCAGGUGGACUAUGUGGGCUAUGUGACCUUCGACCUCCUGAAGUGCCCUGAGGAAUAGGGCUCCCCAGCCUGCUUCAACACUGCAUUGGGGGUCCCCACAGGGACCAUCCCAAUAGGGAAUGAGCCAGUCUGUCAGAUCCAAACUGGUGGGUCUGUUCUGAAGGACAAGGAGGAGGGGAGGUGGGCUGGGCCCUCUCUUCCCACCUUCUUUUCCUGUUGGAAUGUUUUUAAUAAACUUGGAUUCUUUAACCU